Messenger RNA from Paramuricea clavata, 11355 nucleotides. NCBI's taxonomy places the organism in Eukaryota, Metazoa, Cnidaria, Anthozoa, Malacalcyonacea, Plexauridae. The record is from the annotation of a GenBank genome assembly.
CCCUAUCAUUGGUUUGUCAUAAACGGCCAUUUCGACACAAUAUUAAAAAAAAGAAAAAUCGUAAAAAUUCGUCUUAAAUAUAGACUCACGCGCUUAUAUGCGAGGGAGUUAGAAAUUAUUGUAGCUUACCUAGCCGAUUAUAUAUACAGUAUCGAUCUACAUGCCAAAUUAAAACCCGAAGUCCGUGAGCAAAGACAAAGGUUUAACAGCCAACAUACCGGACGGGAAAGCCCUGCGACACACGGGGACAAAAGAUCAUUCACUCAUUCAAGUUUUUCAAGUCGUCGGAUUCAGUUUUAAUUCAGCAAAAAGAAUGACAGCUUUCGUACAAGGAAACUUAAACAAAUUAUGUUUUCCCUGCAAAUUUUUCUUUUUGAAAACCAGGUUUCUUUUGAACGAAAAACUGACUUGCCGUAUUUUUUUUUUUUUGUGAAAAUGUUUCGUGUUUUUCACACAAUAUAGCCUAUAGGUAAAUAAAAUUUGUAUUCAGUCGAAACUAGUCUUGUCAUUGGUGAAAAGGGCGACUUUUAGCAUUGCUGUGAAAAGAAAAGUUGUCCACCAAUGACCAAACUUAAAUAAAAAUAUCAAAAAACCAACAUACCUCUGAAUCCAUGACAGCAAAACUCCAAAAUGGCGGUGUCUAGAGCUGAAUGCGUUUUUCUUUUCAAGUAUUUUUGGCGGGAAAUUAAUUUAUGCAAGAAUGACAAUGAUAAAUUACAAAUGGCGCGAAAUAAUUAAGAGCAAAGCAAAGCUGAAGUGAAUGCACAUAAUCAUUUUUUAUAAAUUUUGCAACGACUUUCCACUAUGUCAAGUAUGAUAUAAUGGUGUACAAUUGUAAUCGUUGUGAUGGGUUUACAACCACUCAACUUGUUCGACUUCUCAGCCACAUCGGCAGAUGCCAUAGUUAUGAGCCUGGGUUUCAUGUUCUGUGUGGAAUAGAAGAGUGCACUAGAACGUACACAAACUAUAAUGCAUUCAGAAAUCAUGUCAGGAAACACCAUUCCAACCUUUUAGAGGAAGCAAUUGGAAUUGUUGAUAUACCAGAAAACCGUAUAGAACUUGACGUUGAGGAACCAGCUGAAUUGAUACACGAGGAAGAGUUUGACAUAGAAAGGGAACAAGGCAAGAUUAGAAGAAACAAUGCUUUUUGUCUAAUGCAAAUAAAGGAAGAAGGAAAACUGACACAAACAAAUUUGGAUAAUGUAGUGAAUCGAGCUACACAAGUAGUUCUCAACAGCAUAGAUAUGGUGAAGAAAGGUGUAGCUGAGAGAUUAGAUGCAUCUGGAAUUAACUUUGACGACAUACCUGGAUUAAAAGAGUUGUUUGAGAAAGAAAACCAGAUAUCUGACCCGUUUAAGGACAUUGCCAACUUUAGGGAACAAGUAAAGUAUUACAGGGAAAAUUUUAAUCUUGUGGUAAGUUUUUCAAAUGUUUUAAAAUCGGAGCCAUUUAUGUAUGGCAUACAUUGUAUGCAGUCAUUGCAGUGAGGGGCCAAGCUAGGGGGUUAAUUUGUAUAUUCAAAGAACAAUAAAAAUGACUGAAUGAACAAUUGAUCUAAUUGCUUUUCCUAAGGGGAGAGACCAACAUUUUAAAUAUUUUUAUACAUUAAGGUACGAAAAGCAUAGAUCAAUUGUUCAUUGUCAUUUCUAUUGUUCUUUGAAUAUUCAAAUUAACCCCCUAGCUUGGCCCCUUACUGCAAUGACUGCAUACAUAAAUGGUGACCACAUGAAUCAAAGUUAGAACAGAUGUUAAUAUCUUGGCCAGUGUGAGAUCGAGAAAUAGGAAAGUACAUAUGAUUCUGUCCAGAGGUUGCGCCAGAGGGAUGCCGGUAUUGGAUAAGUUAAUUAGCACUCUCAGGUGGAUAUGCAGAAGUCCAUGACUCAGAAAAUGACUAUGAAAAAGUGUUUGAUUUUAAUUGCAAUAUAACAAAUGUCAUAUUUUAAUGCAUAUAAGGACAUUGCCAAAUUCCCUAAUUGUAGAUUCACACUUUACAAUAUCUAAUUAUAGUAUAACUUUGAUUAUUGCUGGGUUUAUAUUCUGAAUUUUUUGCGCGACAUGAAGUGAAAACAAAUUUCGACACUGAUUCGUUGUCAAAACUAUAUUUGGUGCAAAAAAUUUUUUGCUAACCAAUCACAUUGCCAAAAUUUGUUUUCGCCUUGGCGCGAAAAAAUUCCCUAGUGGAGAACGGGCUUAAUGCAGGUAUCGACAGAAAUUAUGGCUUGUACUCCAUGCAUGCCUAAAUAUGUUAUGUCCUGAGAAGGGAGUCAUCUGCAGUUACAACUACCGGUACCCUAUCCUGACCUUACCCUACAAUACCCUUCCCCUAUAGUAUCCUUCCCCGCCUUGGGACAUAAUAAUAGACUAUAUGAAAUAACUUAAUUACUGAAAUUAUUUUUAAAUUCAGGAGCCACAUUCUAUUGUCCUGGGACAGUACCAUGUAAAAGUAAGGCGUGGAAGCAAGUUGAAGCUUGUUAUGAAAAAUGAAGAAGCUUAUUAUGUGCCACUACUUGAAAGUCUGCAAGAAUUAUUAAACAAUGAGUCAGUCCUAGAAGAGGUAUAAAAUAAUUGACAAAUAUUUGUUCAUUUUCAAUAAAUAGUCCAUUAGUCCAUUAAAUCUAGUCCAAUAGUUAAUUUUCAAUAGUCUAUAAUAAAUUUCAAUAAAAUAUAUUUCCCAAGGGAGGGGAGCAUUUCAAUGAGGGAUUAUGAGGCCCAUGUAUAGUCCUUAUGAUCGGAUAAUUUCUUAACUUAUAUAGAAGCUGCUCAACAUAUCUACUGGAUGUAUUGUUACUUAGUGGAUAUUUUAAUUAAAUUCUAUCCUUGUUGUUCAUUCGUUCUUGUUUGUUUAAAUCUUUAAAUUAACAGAUUGAAAAUCCUCACACAAGAAAUGAUGGACUUCUCAGUGACUACUGUGAUGCAGAGGCGUACCGAACCCAUCCAUUAUUUUCAAGAAAUCCCAAAGCACUGCAACUUAUUUUGUACUUUGACAAUGUGGAGAUCUGCAAUGCGCUCGGAUCCAAGGUUAUCAAACAUAAACUUGGUAGGCAGUGGAAGCUAGCAUGAGCUACAUGUCAAUUUAUAAUUAUUUAAAAUUUUGUCUUCACAUUAAUAGAUGGGAGGUUAUAGUUUAGUAUAGUGGUGUUUUGAGCAGUUUUGCAGAGAGAGGGUCUGGGCAACAGACUCAUUGCCGGUAGUGUGUUGGGGGUUAUUUGCCGGAUAUACCGAAGCCGAAGGAUACAGUUUAUAUGUCAGGUACAACAUGGACGUGAAUGCUGUAUUAAUAGCUUGUGUGAGACCUAAAAAUUGGGUCAUUCCAGAAUACAUCCAUACUUCCCCCAUGGAGGAAACUGGAAAUUAUAAAUUAUUAAUUACAAAUUAAUGUAUUAAGGUUGUCAGAGACAAUUGUCAAAUUAUGUACAAUAUGAGCGUGAAAAAAUGAUGGGAAUAAUCAUAAUAAACAUUAAAAACUAUGAUUAUUCCCAUCAUUCUUUCACGCUCAUAUUGUACAUCUCUGACAACCUUAUUUGAAAUAGAUGUAUAUGUUUCGAGCAAACAUAAAUUUUCACUUAAUUACCUCAAAGUUCCGCAACAAGCUGUUUCAUCUAGAAACAAUCUUCAGUCGGUAUGACAAGUUUCGAAAAAAAAAGUUGCUCAGUUAUAUGUGGUUUGGGGAAACGUGGGAGUGUGUGGGUUGGACAAUUAUGCAUGCAUUCAUAAUCUUUGUGCUGUUUACGCGAACAUUCUUUCGAUAACGACAUGUUGAAAUAAUCUUGGCUCUAUCAGAAUGCACUUAGACAUGCAUAUAGCAACUUUAAUCACGAUCUUAUAGCUACACUCAAUAUAGCAACCACACAGGAGUAGGCAACGAACCAAUGAUGCCACCAUUUAGCAGCAGUGUUAGCACAGACUUAGGGCGUCAUUUCUUGCUAAGUUUUAUUCAGCCUCAUACCCAGGGUCUUUCCUCUUGUGGAGAAAAGACCCUGGUCACGUGAUCUGCUAAAAUCUAGCAGAAUUCUAAUUGACUAUCCUGGAUUCCUGGCUGAUAAUCAUACAAAAUGCAAACUAUGAAUUAAAUUGUAAAAAUUAUCCAAAUAUCAAAUAUUAAAGCCCAGUUUCCAUUUGGUCGUUGGUUGUCGCUGGCACGACAAGCGUUAGAUGAGAAAUAGUCUAAUAUCAAUAGUCUUUUUGUGUGUUAUAUGCAAAUCAGUCUUAAUGAUUGCAGAGUUUUAUAAAGUUUUGUUGACACUCUAUUACAUCAGCCACUUGUCGUGCCAGCGACAACUAACGACCAAAUGGAAACUAGGCUUUAUUGACCUCAUCUUGGAUUGCAUUAAAAAUCUGCUAGAUUUUAGCAGAUCACGUGACCAGCGUCUACCAGGGUCUUCUCCCCUCUCCAAGAGGAGAGACACUGGAUAUGAGGUUGAGUUUUAUUGACAAGCACUUUCCACCACAACACAAGGAUCUUUAACAGGAAAACAAUCAAAAUAAGUUAUAGCCGCAUGAACAAUGUUAAGUCAAUAAUCACUAAGGACAAUCCACACAUAUAGUUAGGAAUAACAAUUAAGCCACAGGAUAAGGACACUAUCAAUUGCAGUUGUGAUUUUAAUUACAGAUGAGAAAUAUUGAAGGAAAAGCCUGUUGAAAUGAAAAUGCGAUAUUUCUUUGUUGACAUGCAUGAGAUAAUCUGUGAACAUUUCAAAAUACUUAAUAUAUAAUAUAUAUCACUUUCAAUUGACAAAAAAUACUAUGAAUAAUAUUUCAAUUUUCGUCACAGUGACAUUUUUUGGGACACUACUAUAUAUUUGCAUACAAUUUGUCAGUCCGUAAUGCUGUUAAUUAUUUCUUUUAUGAAUGUACUUAAUUAUAUUUCUUAUUUUUUUUAAGGAGCAUUCUAUUACACCAUUGCUAAUAUUAAACCACAGAAUAGAUCACAUCAGAAUGCCAUCCAGCUACUUGCUCUAAUCACAAGUCCUUUACUGAAGAAGUACGGUCCAGAUGCAAUUUUAGACAAAUUUAUGUUGGAAUUGCACGAACUUGAAAAGGUCUGCAGCUUUCAGAAGCGUUAUUAGGCCUAAUUGUAUUGAAAAUCAUAUACUGUAAUUUGUAAAUAAAAUCUUGAUUGUAAUCUUCUGUGACUGGUUGUAUCAAGGCCGGAUAUAUGAUAGCACUAUUCUCCGGAUAGCUAUUUUUUCAAGCUUCCCCAAAUUGUCCGUUGGUUGGUGUAAUCUAGCUAGAUUAAACUUUACAAUAACAUGUAAAGUUUCUUUUUAUUAUUUGUGAGGUCCACAUGUGUAAUUUUACAGUUUUUUGAGUAUUUUUACAACGGUCGAAAAAAUCACUAUCCGGGGGAUAGUGUUAUCUGGCCUUGAUACAACCGGCCCCUGCAUGCUAACCUUCUCGGUAUGUGUAUGUACAUGAGCACAGUAUGUGUGUGUGCUCCUUACAAUACGAGAAAGAUUAGCAGAACGCAAACUUUAAAUGAAUAAGGCAUUGUGAUAGAAAACAUGAUCAUGAAAUUUUAAGAUAUUUAGACUAGUCUAUCUAAAAGAUCAGAAAACGAACUUAUGCAUGCGAACCAACUUUUUUGAAGUAUAAAAGGUGGUCUAGUUGAAGACAUGUUAACAUUUGCUGUUAAAUUAAACUUAUAUUAAAAUGUUUUGACAUUUUUGUUUAUGUACAUAAAAUUAUUCAAGUUGUGAUCAAAUCACUGUGUUAUAAUAUACUUGUAGGAUGAAGGACACGAGUUCACAAUAAAUGGUGAAAAGCAAAUAUACCAAGGCACAGUAAUAUUUUUCUCAGCUGAUAAUCUUGGGGCUCAAUUCAUUGGUGGAUAUAAGGAGGGCGCCCAAGCUCACCGAAAAUGCAGGGACUGUAUGGGAAGUGAAGAAGAGAUUCAAAAUCUUGUAAGGCACAAUUAAGUUAUACUUAUUGUUGCUAAUAAUUACUCAAUGUUACAGACUGAGUAUAUCUCGAAGAUCAGUUGUUUUCUGUGCCAAAACAGGUUGAUCGAAAUGGUUAAUUUUUAUUUUUUAUCAAGUUUCAUGAGAAGUACUUUGAAAUGAGAACUAAAGCUGGUUAUGAGGAACAGUGCAGACUUGUUCAAAAUGGUGAACACUUCAGUUAUGUCUAUGGCAUCAACAGAAGAUCUCCGUUGAACGAGUCAACAUAUUAUCACGUUGUUGGUGGACUGCCUGGUGACUGCAUGCACGAUGUCUUAGAAGGAGUUCUGCAAUACGAAGUCAAAGAACUGUUACUACAGCUUAUCAAAGUAAAACGGUUAUUCACCUUGGAGGAACUUAACAGACGGUCUGCAUGCUUCGAUUUUGGUUAUUACAAUGAUACUAACAAGCCAAGCCCAAUUGGAGAGAAUAAGUUAAACUCGGCAGAUCACAGUCUGAGACUACAUGGUAAGCAUUAUGCACGUUUAGUGAACAUUUUUCAUUGUCAAUUAAAGACCAUGUAAACUCCGUUCUGCGCAUACGUUCUACGCAGGCCUACAUUCCAAUGGUUGGGACCAACCAUUGGAAUGUUGAUAAUAUUUCGCACAUUUCGAACUUUCUUGAACUAAACUUUAUUUGUAUUCAUGUACCAUCAUAGAGAACCAGAAAAGUGUUAAAAAUUCAUAUAAUAAUUAUAUAUCUAAUCAUAUUUUUAUAGCACUGAGUUCAAAAUGUAAACAAAGCGUUUGUUUACAUUAUCGACUUUACAUGGCCUAUAAAAGAUAAAAUAUUUGAAAAAAGGUUAUGAAGGUCAGAAAGAUUAAGAUAGUUAUGUUGAAAACAUUAAUUUUUGCAGCAAGUACCACCUCAAAUUCGCAUUUGUUAACGAGGCUGGUACUAAAAUUACCCACCCACUCAUACAUAUGGUAUGCAGUAGCAUUGCUGAAAUGCAUUGAUGCAUUUCCUAAUUCUUUGUUUGCAAUCACGCGACUUUUCAUCCAAAUGACGGGCAAUCAAACAACUUCUGAACGAUUUUUCUCCUAUCAGAAUGGUUGUAGAAAAAAACAACUGAACGGUAAUUCAUCUUUUGAGUCUUAAACUGUCUCCUAACUUGAUCAACACAUUAAAAUAGCCGUUUUUUUAUGCCUGCCCGUCACCUGAAAUCCCAAAAUAAAGUUGUUUUAUGAAAAGUAAUGGUGCCUUAAGUUUUAAGAAUGAAGCCUCGCUUUGGUUCUAAGAGAACAUGGCGUCAAAGCGAGGCUUGAUUGCGAGAACAAUGGCAUGAACUAAGCCUUCUUCUUUGUUCUUGUGCAGCUGUUCAAAUGUGGUGUUUUGCAAGAUAUCUACCACUCUUAAUUGGCACACUGGUUCCAGAGAAUGACGAUCACUGGCUUCUAUUUCAAAAAAUGCUCCGCAUAAUAUCCAUCGUGUUUUCUCCAACGAUCAGCACUAAUCAAGUGGCAUACCUUCAAGUCUUAAUAGAUGAACAUCACAGGGAGUUCAAAACAUUGUAUCCGGAGAAACCAAUAAUACCAAAGAUGCAUUAUAUGGUUCACAUGCCAAGCACUAUUUUGAGGUACAAUGAUAUUUAGAGUAGUAUAGGUGCAAUAUUAUUAAAAAUAGGAGGUUUAAUUUUGCAAAUUUUGUUUACGCUGUAAUUGCUCUCAACCGUGUAGAUUGGGUCCCCUGGUACGAUCUUGGUGUAUGCGUUUUGAAGCGAAGCAUAGCUACUUCAAAAAACUUGCCAAUGUGAUUGGUAAUUUUACAAAUGUUGCUCAAACACUGUCAUACCGACACCAACACUGGAUGUGUUACAAGCUGCAUACAUCAAGUGCAAACUUGGGCACUUUUAUGGAAAAAGGUGUGCAAGUUGGACCAGGUAAAAAUUGAUUUAUUUCUAAAUUAAAGUACAGCAACCCUUACAAGAUGUAAGAAAAAUAGGUACGCGAUGCGUUCAUGUAUCUGCGAAAAAAACUUGAUUCACAUUUUGUAUUUUCUUGAAAGGAACUGAGCAGGGACAACCCCCUAUUAUGAUUGUAACAGAUAAUUAUGUAAUCUGGAAAUAAAAAUUUAAUGCAAACAAUAUUCGAACUGUCUAUAGCAGCCGGCUAUUCAUUAAACUGUCACUUGUCAACCUCCAUACUUAUCGAAUUUUCAAAACUUUAAUGUAAUCAUAUGAAGCAAAAGUUCUGUCACUUGUUGUUUACACUUGCCAAUGUUAACUGUUGAGUAACAUACACAAAUUAUUCGAGGAACAUGCAUUACUGUAGCAAUGGGUCAAUCAUAUAUUGAAGACCACUGAAUAGUAGAGAAUGUUUUGAAGGUCAUGAGUGAAGUAUAUCAUUCAAUUCCAAUCCUGUGCACAGUUAAUGAUAUACCACACUGAGUUUAGUUUUGUUACUUUUGUACAUUGUGUGCCAUUGAUCUGAUCCAUCCAUAUAUAAUGUAUGGUUAUUGUAACUGUUACGUUAUUUCCCAUACUAAUGAAUUUAGGCAAGAUUGUCUUGCAAGUGUUAUUUACUUGCAAGUAUUAACAUUUGUGUUAGAAAGCAAAAUGAUGACAGCUUAGUUGGACUGUUGUUUUGAACAGAGUUACAGAAAUACAGGACCAGGAUUUAAUACAUUGUUCAGCACUUGGCAAAUAUAUUGCCUGCUGUGUUUUGACUGUUUAAUAACACGAGGCCCAGACGAUGCCCGUUCGCAGGUUAGAUGCGGGCACGAUGUGAACAAUUGAUGUAAGCUAAUCGCUGAUUGGCUUAUCUAAUUAAAUUUAUAUAAGCUCGUCGGUGAAUGGCUAUGUGCUAACACACGGUACCGUACGUUUGCGAUAGCAUAUAUACAGUAUCUUCUUCGCAGAUACAAAAAUGCGUGGAAACACUCGCCUGCUUGCUCAUUUACCCAUCAUAUGAAAUUUCUCUUACUCACUCACUCUCUUUCUCAACUCUUUUUUUACACUUUUAAAGGAAAGUCGGUUCUUGCUGGAGAUGCCGAGUACUUCGACCUGCUAAAUCAAGAACAACCAGAAAUCCAUCGUGACACAUGGUUAACAGAGUAUGUAUAGAGUAUUGUGUUAAAUUUUAAAAACUUACAAACUCAAAUAAUUAUACGAUAUUUACAAGAGUCAAGUUGAAUGACGACUUCAUAAUUAAGAUUUUAUUAACUGUGGAAGCUACUGUGCGCUUCAAUAGGAAAAAAUGUUGUGUCAGUGCACAAAAAGAAAUGACAAAUAAAAUACAUACACUUUGAUACAAUCAAGUGCUUGGAUAAUUUAGUGCUUGCAUAUUUACAACUGGCAUUGAAACAUUUCACCGUUCUAUAAACCUAUUUCCUUAAUAACUUAUACAAUCUUACAGAUCGGCACGUCUAUAUUUAGUUAUAUUUGCUCUUAAUGCCUGCAGCAAUCCCUAACUUGCAGGUACUCUAGUUAUAAUAUAGCAUUUGUAAAUUAUGAACGCUGAUUAGCUAAGAGCCGUCGGUGUUGAUAUAACUCAAAGUCAACACGGAAAUUUCUCCUUUUCAUUACUUAUUUCCUAGUGCUAUAUUAUUAAAAAAAUAUAAAACAUCUUUUCGUGUUGAUAUGGAGUUAAACAAACAUUCGUGAAAGUUGGGAAAAAUCGAAAUUUUGUGAAUACACUCGCCCUUUGGGCGUCAUGUUUCCACAAUAUUUCUUAGUUUCCCCACUUCCAUGCACUCGUCAACGGUACAUCACCCUCGACAAAUACCAACACCUUAAUUCAUAUACCAUUUAAAGUGCAUGUAUAUUAUUAAGACCAAGUAUUAAGUGAAUGGGAAUUACGAAAGACUCAGCUCAACGUCAUCGAUUAUUGUACACUAAAAUACAUCGCUCAACGGCGACUGUGUGCCUUAAGGCUCAUCUCCACUGUUGCGUUUUUCAUAUACGUACGUAUACGCACGUAAAACUUUUAAUCCGUUUAAAUGUUACUUAUGAAAUAAGCAAAUAAAUAAAGCAACAGAACUUAGUGUUCCGCAAGUUUUUAGCAUGCAUUUGUUAACUUCUAUAUUUGUAAAAUAUUUAAGAAAUAGAAGGAUUCAAAGUUUUAUGUGCGUACGAAAAACGCAACAGUGGAAAUCAGCCUUUAAGUGGAAUGCAUGUGGUGCAGAAAAACGUAGGUAUAUCUGAAUAUUAUAUAAUUACUUUUAAUCGUUUAGAUCCAAAUGGGUUGAAAUCAAUGGGACAAAAUACAAAGUUGGAUGUUUUCUCGAGGUGGGCACUCAUAAUGAAGAGCCAGAAUACGCAGAAGUAAAGAAAAUACUGGUCCAAAGGGAUUUAACAAGUAUACGAUUUCUAACUUCCACGUGCAUAACGUCGUGUUGGAAUGAUCACUUUCAGGCCUAUGAAGUGAAGAAACGUCCACAGCAAAUCAACUUCGAGCUGGUGAAACACUGCCAAUUGUCAUAUUUCCUACCUUUGCAUAUGGUAAAGCCAUCUGGUCAUCAUACUAUGAUGAAGUGUAUUGUUCCAAGAUAUGAAAUUGGCAAAUAAAACAACUAUCUAUUUCAACACAAUUGAUGUAGUUACUAAUUUGUUAAUUAAACUAUGGCAUGGAGAUACACGUCUAUGGGGAGAAUCGUUGAAACCUUGUUUUGACUCCUGUAAUCGACACAACUCAGAGCAGAAUUUCGUUAUAAUUCAGAACAAUUCAAUAAUUGCCGGGGAUAUCCGAAAGUCGUUUUAACUCGAAAAUACUGCUCUUGACUCUGUUAUAGAAUAUUGUUAUAGAAUGUUAUUCACGAGUCACAUUUUACUAUAAUGUAGGAGUUGUUUUUACUACGUUGAAGGAGUUAUAUUAAUUGUGAAGGAAGGAUGAGUCACAAUAACUCUUUUUUACUUUAAUGUGGGAGUUGUUUUUACUACGUUGAAGGAGUUAUAAUAAUUCUUAGGGAAGGAGUGUUUUCAACUCUGUCAUGAGAGUUGUAUUUACCCCAUUAAAGGCAUUGUUAUAACUCCAUGUAGUUAAAACGACUCCUCUGCAAGAGUACAAUAUAAUCUAUUAAUUACAACUCCACAUUCGGGAGUCGUUUAAUUCCAUAAGUAGUAAAAUCUACUCCAUUUCUGGAGUUACAAUUACUCCUCUGAAUUUAACUCCUAGAGUUGGAGUAGUAUUGACUCUGUUAAUAGAGUAAUUUUAACUCUUCGAAAUUUACUGUGCGGCAAGUUUGCUUUGAAUAUUUAAUGUUUACGAAUUUUGUUGCUUUAACUUUUUGCCUAACAACAUGAACUGUUUUCCUUUUCAACGAAGCUCUACGUUUCAUAAAUUACCGUUUAAUUUGCGAAAAAUCUUAAAAUGUAAAGGAGAACAAAUUGAUUUGAAGACUGAACUGAAAUUACCUAACAAUUUGUUUUAUUUGUAUUAAACUUAUUAAUAUGUUUUUAUUAUAAAGUAAAAACAGUUUAUCG